Kalmanozyma brasiliensis GHG001 is the source of this 372-nucleotide messenger RNA. Its product is annotated as Ribosome maturation protein SBDS, N-terminal. The coding region runs from base 1 to 372 and encodes 123 amino acids. The transcript has a single exon. The record is from RefSeq and is a predicted model, not a curated record. Lineage: Eukaryota; Fungi; Basidiomycota; Ustilaginomycetes; Ustilaginales.
AUGAAGUCGUUCCACAAAGUCGUCUACAAGCCCGACUCGCAGUCCACGGACGAGUUUAUGGUCAUCGUCAAUGGCGAGGAGUACAAGAAAUGGAUUGGGGGCGACAAGACCAUACCCCUCGCUGAAGUCGUCGAUUCUUUCGAUGUCUUCCACACCGGUCAGGGCGCCCAGGGCAUCAUGGGUAGACCCAGCAAGCAACAGCUCGACAGCGUGUUCGAUAGCCACAAGGACGUCGAUGUGGUGACCCACAUCUUGGAACGCGGCCAACUGCAGCAGAGUAGCUCCAAGGAAGGGUUUAGUACGACCAACGAUGCUAAGCAGGGCCAGAACACUACCAGCCGUGGCAGCGGCGGUGGCUUCGGUGGACGAUAG